Messenger RNA from Dalotia coriaria, 1120 nucleotides. RefSeq names its product large subunit GTPase 1 homolog. The record is from RefSeq and is a predicted model, not a curated record. Gene Ontology annotation, cellular component: cytosol. NCBI's taxonomy places the organism in Eukaryota, Metazoa, Arthropoda, Insecta, Coleoptera, Staphylinidae. The transcript is spliced from 2 exons. Gene Ontology annotation, molecular function: GTPase activity. Bases 158 to 1087 code for a protein of 309 amino acids. Gene Ontology annotation, biological process: ribosomal subunit export from nucleus.
AGUUCAUUUCCUAUUUGUUGUUGUAGAACGCACAUGUAAAAUUACUAAAAUUUUAUAAAAUGGGUAAAAGAAAGGUUCCGCAAGUGGCUUAGGCCGCCAACUUAUAAAGGACCGCUUCGGUGGCCCUAAACAACGUAAAUUUGUUGCUGAUAAUUCAAUGUUGCACACGACCGAAAUCCAAGACGGAUACGAUUGGGGCAGGUUGAAUCUACAAUCAGUGACGGAAGAAAGUUCUUUUCAAGAAUUCCUCUCAACUGCUGAACUUGCUGGCACAGAAUUCCAAGCAGAAAAGCUAAAUAUCAAGUUUGUCAACCCUAGAAGCAAUGUGGGUCUUUUAUCUAAAGAUGAAAUGCAGCAGAAGGAGGAGCAACAUCUUAAACAUAAGGAUAUUGUCAAGAUUCCUAGAAGACCUGCAUGGGACUCCACUACAACCACAGAACAACUGCAAACUAAUGAAAAAGAAGCAUUUCUUGAAUGGAGGAGAUCACUUGCCAAGCUUCAAGAGGACCAGAAGUUAUUACUCACUCCAUAUGAAAAGAACCUAGAGUUUUGGAGACAAUUGUGGAGAGUUGUUGAGAGAAGUGAUGUGGUUGUACAAAUUGUUGAUGCCAGAAAUCCACUACUUUUCAGAUGUGAAGAUCUGGAAAAAUAUGUCAAAGAAGUCGGCAAGGACAAAGAGAAUAUGAUUUUAUUGAACAAGGCUGAUUUUAUGACAGAUGAACAGAGACAAGUGUGGGCAGACUACUUUUCUGACCAGGGAGUGAGAGUGGCUUUCUUUUCAGCAAGAUUAGCAAGUGAAAAGAUUGAUGAAGAAGAGGAGGAAGAAGAAGAAGACAUAAAACAAGAUAAUACUUCAUCAGAAGAUGAAGAAGAUGCAGGCAAAGAUGAAGACCUUAAGACUGCAGUGCAUCAACUUGCUGAUAACAUAACAGAAACUCUUGAAAUGCUUAAAACUUCCAUUUUAAAAGAAGAUACAGAUACAGAUACAGAGGAUGAAGAAGAUGCAGAGAAAGAUGUCAAUGUUGAUGAACUUAAGACUGCAGUUCAACAACUUGAAGACAGAGUUGAAAAACUGCUGAUAAACUAACAGAAACCCUGGAACAAGUUCAAUCGGUCGUUU